AUGCAUUGUGGAGAGCCAACCCCAUCUCCAAUUGGGCAGCAGAAGAAAGCUAACCUUGGUAGCUUUAGUGUGGAAGAACUCACCUGGUACCUUGAGAGCAGGAGAGCUGGUAGGUUGAGCAACUCAGCUACCACCCAGGCCCAGAUGCAAUGCCAAUGCUUUGAGAUGGCCCACCACAACAUCUACCCCACCUACACCUACAAGCUUCUGGAACUUCUGAAGGUGCUGAUCAUAAAGAAUCAAAGCUGCAGGAUCUCCAUGAUUCACAGCAACAACAAGAGAAAAGUUCCAUGGGAUCUCAGCAGCACACCGGCUUGGGAGAUGGACAAGUAUAUAGAGGAUCACCUUCUUCCUGACACUACAUUUCUUACUGGGGUCAGAGCAGACAUUGACUUCAUAAGUGCUUUCCUGAAGGAGAGAUGCUUCCAAGGUGCCGCCCACCCUAUGAGGGUCUCCAGGGUUGUGAUGGGCGGCUCCUACGAUGAACACACUGCACUCAAGGGCAGGUCAGAGGCCAACAUGGUGGUGUUCUUUAACAAUCUCACCAGCUUUGAGGACCGGUUAAACUGGCAUGGAGAGUUCCUUGAGGAGAUUCAGAAACACCUGUGCCAGUUACAGCAAGAGAAACAAUUUAAAGUGAAGUUUGAGUUCCAGAGCUCAGAGCAGCCCAACUCCAGGUCUCUGAGCUUCAAGCUGAACACCCCUGAGCUCCAGCAGGAGAUGGAAUUUGAUGUGCAGCCGGACUACGUUGUCCUGUAUGAACUGAGAGACAACAAGUUCACUGAACCCCAAUUAUACAACCAAAUCUACACCCAACUUAUCCACGAGUGCACCACCCUGGAGAAGGAGGGUGAGUUCUAUAUCUGCUUCAUAGACCUCCAUCAAAACUUCCUGAAGCAUCGUACAACCAAGCUGAAGAAUCUCAUCCGUCUGGUCAAGCACUGGUAUCAACUGUGUGAAGAGACGCUGGGGAAGCAGCUGCCCCCAUAGUACGCCCUGGAGCUGCUCACAAUCUAUGUCUGGGAACGUACGAAUGAAAAUCAACAUGAAACAGCCACAUCCAAGAGCUUCCUGACCGUCUUAGAACUGGUUGUAGAUCACAAGUUUCUUCUAAUCUACUGGACAUGGUAUUAUGGUUUUCUUCAUCAAGAGAUCUCUGACUACCUGAACAGACAGCUCCAAAAAGACAGGCCUGUGAUCCUGGACCCGGCUGACCCAGCAAAGAACGUGGCUGGUUCAAACUUAGAGGCCUGGAACCUUCUGGCAGAAGAGGCUGAGUCCUGGAUGCAUUUCUCUUGCUUUAAGAACCAUGAUAUGUCCUGGAUGUCCACCUGGGAUUUAUCGACUCCAACAGUGCUCUCUGGGAGUCAGACUCUGAAGGAAAGAGAACUCAAGCUUGACGUCCAUCUGUCCAGCUGUUGGGAAGUCCCAUCCAACAGUAUCUGA
Arvicanthis niloticus (Nile rat) is the source of this 1446-nucleotide messenger RNA. Its product is annotated as inactive 2'-5' oligoadenylate synthetase 1C-like. Gene Ontology annotation, molecular function: double-stranded RNA binding; nucleotidyltransferase activity. NCBI's taxonomy places the organism in Eukaryota, Metazoa, Chordata, Mammalia, Rodentia, Muridae. Gene Ontology annotation, biological process: negative regulation of viral genome replication; defense response to virus; regulation of ribonuclease activity. Gene Ontology annotation, cellular component: membrane; nucleoplasm; cytosol. The record is from RefSeq and is a predicted model, not a curated record.